UCCUGUUUCUUCAUCCUUUUAUUUCAUUAUUUCUUGUUCCUCAUCAUACAUCAACCUUACUGAUUACUUUUAGGAAAUCAGUUUCAGGUAAUACGCAGAUGAAAUACACACCACCAAGGCACCAAAUACCAACAAUGGAGUGUGUAUUACGAUGCAUACGAUACUCGAUUUAGUUAGCAUAAGAAAAAUUGAAACUUUAGCUGCCGGUGGUAUUUUUGACUUUGAAACCAGAUAGGCAGAUAGGUUGACCAGCUCAUUUAAAAGGGUGUCGUUUGUUUUAGCUCGGAACACAAUGUUAAUCUGAGGUUUGAGGAAUGGCUGAUGGAGAAGAGGACUUGCCAAGGGAUGCCAAGAUAGUUAAAACAUUGCUGAAAUCAAUGGGGGUUGAGAACUACGAACCACGUGUUAUUCACCAGUUUCUAGAACUUUGGUAUCGGUAUGUGGUAGAUGUGCUGACAGAUGCACAGGUAUACUCAGAACAUGCUGGAAAGUCAACUAUUGAUUCUGAUGAUGUCAAACUAGCUAUUCAGUCUAAAGUGAAUUUCAGUUUCUCACAACCCCCUCCACGAGAGGUCCUGCUAGAAUUGGCAAGGAACAGGAACAAAAUUCCAUUGCCAAAGUCGAUAAAUACACCAGGAAUGGCCUUGCCUCCAGAGUCAGACACCUUGAUCAGUCCAAAUUACCAGCUUGUGAUAUCAAAGAAGCGAACAAGUGAAGCUGUUGAAGAAACAGAGGAAGACGAAGAAGGUAGUGAUUCUAAGAUGAACCCAUCACAAGAACAGAGGAAUGACUUGACCCAGAAUCCCGGUCAACGAGUUUCUUUUCCUCUUGGCUCCAAACGCUCUAGGUGAACCAUGUGUUAAGUUUGAUUUUACUUGUUUUACAAAUUGGAAAUUCACGUAAUGUUGAUCUUCAAAUCACUUAUGAUAUAUACUGAUUACAUAGAGAGAAUGUUGGUAAAUGUUUUAUAUGAAAGUAAGAGAAACUCAAACUUUGGGAUGUUUCUUAAA
This is a messenger RNA of Erigeron canadensis, 1010 nucleotides long. RefSeq names its product transcription initiation factor TFIID subunit 9-like. Gene Ontology annotation, molecular function: transcription coactivator activity; protein heterodimerization activity; RNA polymerase II general transcription initiation factor activity. Gene Ontology annotation, cellular component: transcription factor TFIID complex; SAGA complex. The transcript has 4 exons. NCBI's taxonomy places the organism in Eukaryota, Viridiplantae, Streptophyta, Magnoliopsida, Asterales, Asteraceae. The record is from RefSeq and is a predicted model, not a curated record. The coding region runs from base 315 to 851 and encodes 178 amino acids. Gene Ontology annotation, biological process: DNA-templated transcription initiation; RNA polymerase II preinitiation complex assembly.